Medioppia subpectinata is the source of this 1274-nucleotide messenger RNA. Lineage: Eukaryota; Metazoa; Arthropoda; Arachnida; Sarcoptiformes; Oppiidae. The record is from the annotation of a GenBank genome assembly.
AUUAAUAGUAAAUAUUAAAUUAAAUUUUAUUAACAAAUUUUUAGAUUAGUCUCCGAUUAAUUUCUAGCUAUAAUAUGUCAGACCAUAAAGACAAGCGAAUGCGAGCCUGUGUUAUAGGCGCGGGUGCGGCCGGUCUGUGUGCGGCCCGACAUCUAUCACAAUACCAGUCAGUAUUCACUUUCGAUGUCUACGAGAAGACAACAAAAGUGGGCGGCGUUUGGAAUUACACCGAUUCGGUCGGUUUGGACACCAAUGGACUCCCAAUACACACGAGUUUGUAUAGGAAUAUGAGAACUAAUAUUCCGAUGGAAAUCAUGGAGUUUCAAGACUUUGCCUCCAACUGCGAGACAUCCUUUGUAUCGCACACUCGUUUCAAUCAUCAGAUAAUAAGUGUUUCGAGAUCUGAGAAUGUAUGGAAAAUUAUGGUGAAAAAUAUCACAACCGGUGAAAUACGUGAACACAUUUACGACUCUGUAUUUGUAUGCAACGGCAAGUUCUCAAUACCAUUCAUUCCCAAAGACAUUAAAGGGUUGCAUACCUUUAAAGGACAGGUAUUACACACUCAUGACUACAGAGUGGCCGACGGUUUUGAGGGAGAGGUAGUGUUGGUGUUGGGCGGCGGGCCCUCUGGUGUUGACAUUUCCAUAGAAGUGUCAGAAGUAGCAAAACAAGUGAUUUUCUGUCACAGAAAUGCCGAACCAUUUCUAAACCUAUCGGAAAAUAUUGUUCAAGAAUUGAGUGAAAUUCAAGAAAUUACUGAAACUGGCGUUGAAUUAAAAAACGGCAAUCAAUACAAAGUGAAUACAAUACUAUUGGCGACGGGAUAUCAAUCGGACCUAUCAUUUCUGGACAAAAGUUGUGCCAUAAAUGUCAACAACAGUGGACGGGUUGAAGGAAUUUACUUACACUUCAUUAACCAAACGUACCCAUCGAUGGCUAUUUGGGCCAUAUCUAGGAUACCCAUACCAUUCCCGUACUAUCACAUUCAGGUCUCACUAUUCAUGAAAUGUUUGACUCGAGAGCUGGAGUUGCCAUCAAUUAAAGAGAUGGAAAGCCAUACACAACAGGAACUGUCUCUAAGAAAGUCCAUAGGUUUAAGUGAAAGGCAUUACAAUAAGAUUUCUCAAUCAUCUUAUGAUUAUUGCCAUACACUGACACAAAUGGCAAACAUUAAGCCAUUGAGUCCUGUCGUCAACAAACUUCACGACGAUAUACAAGAAUUCAGAAAACAAGAUAUCAUUGGAUAUAAAAAUAUGAAUUUUAGCAUUAUUUCA